Molecule: messenger RNA, 1179 nt
Organism: Phyllostomus discolor (pale spear-nosed bat)
Lineage: Eukaryota; Metazoa; Chordata; Mammalia; Chiroptera; Phyllostomidae
Gene: CCDC28A
Product: coiled-coil domain containing 28A
Exons: 6
Coding region: 185-739 (184 amino acids)
Source: RefSeq, a predicted model, not a curated record
ACUUCCGUCAACAAAGGGCGCUGUUCAGGAGACGGGUCCGGGAUGUGACCCUGGCUCAAGCUGCAGCAGUAGCUUCGGCGGCUGCAGCUACGGCGGUGGCUUCGGAGAAUCCGGGAUCUUUGUAGGUUGAGGACAGCACCUGAUCCCCUCCUUCCUCAGGUCUUAAGAAGCUGGCCUUGAAACAAUGGAGGAGCGGAAAGUGAAGAGGAGGAGUCCUAAGUCUUUUAGCGCCCACUCUACUCAGGUUGUUAAUGCCAAAAAAAAUGCCAUUCCAGUUAGUAAAAGCACAGGGUUUUCAAAUCCUGCAUCACAGUCAACUUCGCAGCGACCAAAGUUAAAAAGAGUGACGAAAGAGAAGACGAAACCUCAGGGAGGAGAAGGAAAAGGUGCUCAGUCAACUCCGAUUCAGCAUUCCUUUCUCACUGAUGUCUCGGACGUUCAGGAGAUGGAGAAGGGGCUUCUCAGCCUUUUGAAUGAUUUCCACUCUGGAAAACUUCAAGCAUUCGGAAAUGAAUGUUCCAUUGAACAGAUGGAACAUGUUCGGGGGAUGCAGGAGAAAUUAGCUCGCCUGAAUUUGGAGCUGUAUGGGGAGUUAGAGGAACUUCCUGAGGACAAGAGGAAAACAGCUAGUGACUCCAAUCUGGACAGGCUUCUGUCUGAUUUAGAAGAACUGAAUUCUUCCAUACAAAAACUCCACUUGGCAGAUGCACAAGAUAUUCCAAAUACUUCGACCAGCUAAAAUGAAAUGCAGUUGCUUUCUUGUGGUUUGAAGAAAAGCAGCUUUCUUUAUUUUUCCAGCUGAAUCCAGUAGCAGAAUCAUCUUCCACAAUAUGGAAUUAAAGUAAUUACAGUGCCAGUGCAAUGAUUGUUUUCACAUACCGCUUUUAGUAAAUUUGACUUUCUGUAAUUCGCCAUAACUGGGGGCCUUGGCCUUGCCGAAGGCUUAAUCAGGAAAUGUGAUGCAGAGACCGUGCUGCUAUGCUUACUGUUGUUGCCUUCUGGGGUUAUACUUGAAAUGUGUUGUGCUAAAUGUUGUCCACAGGGCUGAAGGAUUUACCCUUGAGCUCACCAAACUUACUCCACUGUUGAUCCCACGUUGGUGAUGUGCAGGCUUUUUGUGGCAGCCCAGCUUCAGUUUACAGCAGACAAUCGGGACACACGGUGGUGUGUUUUCCGGUG